AUGAAGAAUAAUAUGAACAUAUCAAAUAAUAUUAACAAUAAUAUUAAUAAUAACUAUAACAAUGAGAACUAUAAUAAUGUUAAUAACAACUCCAUAAACCUCAUAAAUAAUAAUUUGAACAUGCCUGCGGGAAUAAAUAAUAUGGCAAACAAUAUGAAUGAUAUAUCUAAUAAUAUGAAGAACUUCCCUAAUGGGGUAAAUGGCUUAAAUAAUAAUAUUGGUGAUAUUAACAGCAUUAAUAAAAUGCAUAAUCCGAUUGGGAAAAUACAUGGUCAUAUUAAUAAUAUACCUAAUAAUAUGGGUACUAUGAAUAAUAAUAUAAAGCAUGGUGUGCAAAAUAUUAUAAAUGGCAUGCCAAGUGGGAUAAAUAAUAUACAUUCCAAUUUGAAUAACAUCCCUGAUAAUAUAAAAAACAUGGCAAAUGCCAUAAGCCCCAUGUCAAAUAACAUAAACGAUAUUAGGGUGAAUGCAAAUUAUUCCAUGAACAAUAUGAAUACAAAUGUCAAUCCAAAUAAUAAUGUUAAUAUUCCAAAUGAUAUGAAACACAGAAUUAGGGUAAAUAACUCUGAUAUAACUAGCAAUGUGAACUUUAAUACUAUGAUGAAUAACAAUAAUAAUAGUCAUUUUGUUGCUUCUGACAAUUCAAACAGAAAUAUGUUUUAUGUAAAUGAUAUGAAAAAUGUUGACAAUAAUAUUAUAAAUAUGCAUAAUAAAAGAAAUAAUAACGCUAUAGAAAAGAAUAAUAAUAUUCCCCAAUUUCGAGAAAAGGAAUAUCUUGAAAAUGUGGGACACAGAGAUAAAUAUUUAUUAAAUAAAAAUGAAACUGACAAAAUUUACUUACAAAAUAAACAAUUAAAUAAUAUGAAUCAGGGGAAUACCCCAAACAUCAAUAAUAGCAAUACGCGAAACAAUAGCACAGGAGGUAUUAAUCGAAUUAUUAAUAAUAGUGCGCAAAACACAAUCAAUAUAAAUUCCGUAACCAAUAUAGGAAGUAAUAAUGAUAACAAUAAUAAUAUUCUUCAAAGGAAUAUGACAAAUUUAGAAAAUGGGGGAAUGCAUAACCCUUUAAAUAUUAAUCAGAUGAAUACAAUGAAUUUAAAUAAAACUUUUAAUUUCAGCUCGAAUGAUCCACAUAAUUUUAAUAUAAAUAGUGCAGCAGAUAAUAAAAUGAGUAACAAAUUUAAAGAUUCAAAUUACAAUAAUAUAAAUAAAAAUAUUAAUAUACCAUUUAACGAAGAGCCAAAACAUGACCAAUAUAACUUAGGAAACAACAUUAAUCGAAACAAUGGAAAUAAAGGUAUUGUGGUAGAAAAACAUAUGAACAAUGCAGAACAUUCUUUUUCGAAACAGCAUAAUAAUGGCAUGCUUGAUAUUAAAGCACACAAUGGGAAAGACAAUUUUGGAGGAAUAAAAAAUACGAAUGGCGAUAAAAGCAUAAGAUAUAGUAGUAAAUUAAAUGAAAUGAAUAAUGCAAAUAAAGUUGGACAAGAUAUUAUAAAUUUAUCUGCAUCAAAUAUUCAAAAAUUAAAUGAAAAAAACCAAAAAGCAAAUGGAAAUAAUAAUAAUAAUAAUUUUAUGGGAAAUAACUUACCAAAAUGUAUGGAAAAUGCCGAUUUAUAUAAAUUACAGAUGAAUUAUGAUAAAUUAAAUUCAAAUGAUCCAAAUAAUUAUAUAAAUAAAAUGGAUAAUUAUAAUGAUUUUAUAAAAGAAAGCAACAAAGGAAAAUAUAUAUCUGGAAACAAAUAUAAUACUAGUGCAAAUACUAAAGGAGACCAGUCAAAAAAUAAAACACAAAAAAUAGAAAAUGAAUUAAUAAAUAAAAAUUUUAACCCCAUCAAUAAUAAUAAUGCUCCAAAUGUUCAUAUGAAUGAAAAUAUGAUAUAUGAAGAAAUGAAGAAAAUGAAUAACACAUCUUUUGAAAAAAUGGUUGGGAAUGAUAUGUUCAUGUUUAAUGGGAAUCAUUCCUUAGAAAACGGCAUAAAUCAAAUGGUUAAUAUGCAAGGUUUUAGAGAUAUAAAAAAUAUUCAUAACAUAAACAAUUAUCGUAUGGCUAACGAUAACGAUUCUAGAUCAAAUGAAAAGAACAAUAAUAUGUUUCAUAACCAGAGACCUAAUUUUGAAGGUUGUAAUGGUACGGAAAAUCUAAAAGGAACAGGGAAUGAAUUCGAAGAAAAAAAACGGAAAAAAAAAAGAGAGAAAAAAAGUGAAAUGGAAAAAAACGAAAAAAAAGGAUUGAAUCGUGACGAACAUUUAGAUGACAAAAAAACAAUAAACCAACUCAUAGAACAUAAUGGUUUUAUGCACAGUUUAAAUGAAAAUAAUGAGAGUAGUGAAGUUGGUCAAAAUAUAAAAAAUAAUUUAUUUAAUGAUAUUUCUAAAAACUAUAUGCAAGGACAAAGUAUCGGAAAUGAUGAAAAGGAAUUAAAUAUAGACUCCAAUUUAAAUGAAAACAUGAAAAAAGAAAAUUAUGCAUAUAUUAGAAAACAAAAUAUAUUUGAAAAUUAUGAAAAUAUGAAUAAUUUAAAAAAUGCAUUUUUGGAAGGAGAUCAAAAUAUGUUAAAUAAUACUAAUAUCUUUAAUAAAAUAAAUUUCAAAUUUCAAAAAAAAAAAAGUGAUGAUUCAUAUGAAAAUGCAAGCAUGUUUCCAAGUGAUCAAAACGAUGAAGAUAAAAAGUUAAUGGUAUUGUCUCGAUUAUUUGGGAAUGUUAUAGGUGAAAAUGGAAAUAAUAAUAAUGAUGAUAAUAUGCAAACACAAAAUGAAAAUAAUAUGAAUAAUAAUAGUAAAUUGCCCAAUACCCGAAAAAUGAAUAGCAAUACUCUUGAAUUAGAGUUGUAUAAAAAUAUGCCUUUAGAUACUAUGUUAAAUAAAUUAAACUUAGAUAAGAAUAUUCUUAAUAUAUUAAAAGAUAAAAUAAAUAAUAUUAAUAGAAAUAUUAAUGUAAAUAUUUGUUCCACUUCAAUGGAAACACCAGAAGAACCAAUUAAGAUGGAAAGUAUAGACUUAUUAAAAUUAAUAAAUUUAUUUGAUGAAUUUUUAAAUUGGUCUGAAAAUAAUUUAUAUCAAAUUAAGUUGCAAUUAUAUAAUAUUGCAUUUUGUUUAUUAUUAGAAUUAUAUAUAUUAAUAUUAGCAAAUAAGUUUUCCAUGCUAAUAGAUUUUAAAAAUAAAUAUUUAAAGAAUUUCGAAGCCUACCAUCCCGUGAUUAAAUUUUUAUCCAAUUGUGUUAGUUUGAAUCAAAUUUUUGAAAUUUCUCUUCUUCGUUUUAAAGAAAAAAAUGCCAAGCACAUCGCUUACAUGAACAAAUUAGGGAAAGCAUCCCUCAUGCAUUAUUUAAGUGUCUAUGGGAGUAUUCCAUUAUAUAAUUUAAUUAUGACUAAAAUAAAAAUAAUAGAAAUAGAUGAUACAAAUAAAAAUUUUAAUUUUUUUCAUGAAUUUAUUUCUAUGAAUUUUUUAUAUAAUGGAAAUUUAAACUUCCCAGUUCAAUGGAAUUUACCUUCUAUUUAUUUUAUUAAGGAUGUAUCAGAAACGCAAAAUGAUGAUAGCAUAAAAUGCACAAAGGAAAAAGAAGAAAACGCCUACGUCCCAAAUGAAAAUAGUGAUGCUUAUUAUUACUAUAAGUAUAUAAUAAAAAUGCAGGCAGAAAAUCGAUUAAAAGUUACAAAAAAUAGGAUGCCAAGUAUGUUAUAUUACUGCUUGAACAAUUGUACCGAUAUGACUUGUGCAGAAAUUUCAUCAUUUGAUGGAUCGUUAAUUGCUACUGCUCAUUCAAAUAAUAUAAUAAAACUAUGGAAUAUCAAAAAAUCGCAAAUCAAUAAAAUAAAAGAAAAACAAAAAGAUAUGGAAAUUGAUAAUAACGAAAAUAUAGAUGAAAUAAAAAGUUAUAGUAAUAUACAAGAAAAUAAACCAGAUUCUACAUAUUUAGAUGAUCACGAUGAAAACGGAAUAGCUAAAUUAUAUGGAAAUAUGUAUAAUAUAUCUAGUUUAUGCUUUGGAGAAACAAAUAAAAUUUUAUUAUCAGGAAAUUUAAAUGGUGAUAUGUAUUUAUAUAGUACAAUAAGUAAUAGAAAUUAUGUUAAAUAUUCAGGUGGGCAUACACCUAUAUGGUCUAUUGAUACAGCUUUUUUGGGUUAUUUUUUUUGUACAAGUGAGGAUGAUGGAAAUCUAAGAAUUUAUUCAACUAAUAAAACAUACCCUCUUAUAACAUAUAAAUAUAAUUGUACUUCAAACAUAUGCAAAUAUCACUAUAAUAAUACAAUUGUUGCAAGCGGAUAUUAUGAUAAUUAUGUUCAUUUGUACGAUAUUAGAGUAAACUCCUUUAUAAAAAGAUUUAAGAAUAAUUACCCAAGUAAUCAUGGAGUGACUUCUUUGAGUUUUUCAAAAAAUGGAAGACUUCUUUCUUUUGGAGGAGGAUAUACAAAUAACAUAAAUAUUAUAGAUCUUGCAGCUGAUAAAUUUAUUGAUGUCGAACCAAAACAAUUUAUUAAUACUAAGGAAUAUAAUUUGGGAGAUUAUUAUAGUAUUACAAAAUCCGAAGAAAAUCAUUUAGGUUUUUAUCCUUUGCUGAAUGAAAGUGAAAAAUUGCAUAUGCAUAAAAAUAUUGAAGAGUUUGAAGAUAAAAUAUUAAGUAUAGAUUUUAGUUAUGAUAACAACCUUUUAGUUUCCAUGUCUUGUGAUAGCCACAUCGAUUUUUAUAAUUGUUCAAAGGCAUCGAGGGAAUUAAAGCAUCCUUUCACAGAGAAAAAACGAAUUAAAUCUGGAAAAGACCAUAAAAAUAAUAAUCCAUAUGUCCGAUUGUCAAAAUCAUAUGGUGUUAAUUAUUCGAACUUAAUAUCUGCAAAAUUUACGCCAGAAAAUGUUCUUCUUUUAUUCGGAAUUAAUACCUUAAUAUAA
Plasmodium berghei ANKA is the source of this 4887-nucleotide messenger RNA. RefSeq names its product WD repeat-containing protein, putative. The coding region runs from base 1 to 4887 and encodes 1628 amino acids. The record is from RefSeq and is a predicted model, not a curated record. Lineage: Eukaryota; Apicomplexa; Aconoidasida; Haemosporida; Plasmodiidae. Gene Ontology annotation, molecular function: protein binding. The transcript is spliced from 7 exons.